AUGAUGGUGCCCGAUGCCUGGCGAUUCUGGCAGGCGUCGUCGAGCGGCGCGUAUGUGCCUGCUCAGGUACAAUACGUCAUGCUGUUCUCGCCCGUGCUCACCGAGCACCUCGGCGCCGAAGACCCCGCGCGACUGAUCGGUCAGCUGCUGACGUGUACGAGCAGAGAAAGCGCCGUGUCCCACGUCCAGACGGUGCGCCGGAUCGCUCUCGCCAAUGCCUUUAUUGACUUUGGCACGUCGAUGCAGCACCAUUGCCGACCGGAAGCAAGUGAUGAGAUGCGCACGCUGGCGAUCCACUCGUCGCAUCGGCGCUUCUACCUCGUGGAAGUCGUGCCGGACAUGUGGCUGCAUGCCUGUGUGACACUCGCGCAGAAAGACGGCGAGGCACUUCCGUACCUCGUCGAUGCAUGGAUGCAGCGCCAGAUGCUCGAUGCGUGGCAUGGAUGGCGUCUGCAGCACGGAUCGCCUCAUGAACUUAUGCGCACGCAUGGCCGCGAGGCACUGGAGCACCGCCUGGAAUCGUACUUUUCCAAGUGGGCGUGGCUGUGGGACGUCGACGCACAGUAUGCGCCCAUGCUCCGUGCCUCGAAGCCGCCUGGCAUGCCCCCGGGCCUCCUGACGGAAACGACGCCGACGCUGCCGCUCGUGCCAGACGUCGUACCGGACGACUUGGCGCUGCCGCUGAGCUGGUUCGCCGAAAAGGGCCAAAGUAUGGAUACGCCUGCGCCGAUGGAUCUGCUGUUGCUGUACGAUGACAAGCUGCUAUGGCCUCGCACGCAUCCUACGGGCUCUGCGCUUCUCUCGCCGCAGGACCGGCGUCAUGUCGCACGAUACGUCCUGGAGCGUCUAGUGGGCCUGGACGCGGAGCGGGCGAAGGCCGCCCUCGUCAAGCCGCGACAGGCGCCGCACGACACGGCGCUGAGCGACUUGCCGUACGUUGCGGCCAUGCUCGGCGAAAUGCCCUCGUCGAUGGAGUGGCCACGCCCGCCCUCUGGGCAAGACGUGCCGCCCACAGCUUUCCAAGCGCUGCACGAGCAGCUCGAGGCCUUGGAUGCGCCUACGCCCGCUGAUCAGGCAGCGCGCCAACUCGAGGACAUCACGCGUGCGUACGCCCGGACGUCGACGAUGCGUGCACGGCGCCGAGUCGGCACGGUGCCUCAGCACGAUCCGCCGCCAUCGUCAUGGUAUGACGCGCACGAUGUGCCUGUGGUGCCGCACGACUUUGCGCUCGAUGGAUGGGGGCCCGAAACGCCCAUGCUCUCGCGCCACGCGACGCUGCAUGUCAAGGCGCACGAUGCGGAGCCCCUCGGCGCCUCGUCGUCUUCGUCCCGACCAGUGGAUGUGAUGUACAUGACGCGGCAGCUGCUGACGGUCGUGUUGGUAUGGGAUCGCGGCCGACUCGACGCCGACGAGCGGCGGACGUGGGAGAGUCCUGCGUGGGACUUGCUGCGUCGUGUUCAGCGCGCUUUGCAUGACGUGCAGCGGCGCACGCCGUCCGAGCGUGUGCCGUUCGUGUGCAUCGACGAGGCAGCGGCGCAGUGCCUCAAUGGGCUCACGCCGAUCCCGUCCGGCGCGGAGGCGCAGCUGCUCACGGCGCAGUCGUGGAUGAACGGGGGCGCCAGCGAGACCCUCGCGCGGGCCGACAACCACUCGUUCUGGGUCGCGUCACGACACGCGAAGGACACAUCGACACGCAUCUUUGUCGCGCUACAUGGCAACGAGCAGCGGCGCUAUGGUGUUUCGGAAUGCGACCAGCAAAUGCGCCGCCUCGCGGCACAGCACAGGGAGUGGGGCCUCUAA
Molecule: messenger RNA, 1800 nt
Organism: Malassezia restricta
Lineage: Eukaryota; Fungi; Basidiomycota; Malasseziomycetes; Malasseziales; Malasseziaceae
Product: fungal domain of unknown function (DUF1712)
Exons: 1
Coding region: 1-1800 (599 amino acids)
Biological process (GO): vesicle-mediated transport
Cellular component (GO): intracellular membrane-bounded organelle; Mon1-Ccz1 complex
Source: RefSeq, a predicted model, not a curated record